This is a messenger RNA of Arxiozyma heterogenica, 1527 nucleotides long. RefSeq names its product Mgr3p (gene MGR3). The record is from RefSeq and is a predicted model, not a curated record. NCBI's taxonomy places the organism in Eukaryota, Fungi, Ascomycota, Saccharomycetes, Saccharomycetales, Saccharomycetaceae. Gene Ontology annotation, cellular component: i-AAA complex. The coding region runs from base 1 to 1527 and encodes 508 amino acids. The transcript has a single exon. Gene Ontology annotation, biological process: protein quality control for misfolded or incompletely synthesized proteins. Gene Ontology annotation, molecular function: misfolded protein binding.
AUGAUUAUAGCCCACAGAAGACUAUUAUUACAAGGUAGACGACUCAUUAUUAAUAACAAUCUUAUUCCCUCAAUAAAUACCAAAAUAAAACAUUUCUCUACCCAUUCACAACAAUGGAAUUCUUUUCAACAAAUAUCAAAACCUCCAAACCAACUACUUCAACAUUUUUCCAAUCCAUCAAAAAAAGAUCCCUCUAAAUGGUAUUUGAUUAUAGGAAUGGCUGCGUUACUCACGAUUGGUUCUGGUUUUUAUUUUGAUACAUUUAAUGAAGACAAGACAGGUAUUUUGAAAGAUUAUAAAUAUAAUCCUGAAGUAUCCAAAUAUCUAAAAGAAGCAGUUUGGAUGGAAAGUAAUAAAGGAAAUUACAAUUAUUCAGAGGCAUUGAAAUACUAUGCUAUGGCUUUGAAUGAAAUGCCAAACCACAUAAGUAAAUUAUCUGAUGCCUAUACCAGAAUUGAAUUAAAGAUUGCAGAAAUGUUAGAACGCUUAAAUAUGUUUGAUAGAAGUAAAGAUGUAUAUAAUGAAAUUUUGAACCGUUUCUAUCUUGCAUUAAGUGAUAGAAGUGAUAUUUCUACUAAAAUCAGUGUUAAUGAAAGGGCAGAAUUAAUCCGUAAAGACUUACGAAUUCUAAUAAAAUCAUUAGAAUUGAAUCAGGAUAUCCAAUUUGGUAAAAAAAAUCUAUUAGCUCAUCUGUUAUUAGUUCAAGAAGAGAUUUUGUUGAAAUCUCCAGAGUUGAAGGAAUUUUUUGACAGAAAAAGAGAGAGAACCAGCAAAUUACUAAAGGGCCAGUCUCUAACUGUAGAUGACUUUCAAGUAUUUGUCAAUGAAGAAAAUAUUAAAUUAGACAAAGAGGAUAACGGACUUAUGAUUCUAGAUAUGAAUAAGAAUUCAAGUGCUUGGGAACCCUUCAAAGAAGAAUUAUUUGUUGCAAGGGAUUUAUAUACAGCGUAUUGCCUUUCAAGUAAAGAUAUUGCUUCUGCAUUAACCUGCAAAAUGACAACUGUGGAAUGGAUGGUAAUGGCUGAUAUGCCACCUGGCCAAAUCUUAUUGGCACAAGCCAAUUUAGGAUCAUUAUUCUACUUACAAAUGGAAAAACUAGAUGCUGAUAUUGAACAAAUUAAUUCAAAAAUACAGGAAAAUCCAGAUUUAUUAAAGGAUGAUACAAUAAUUAAGGCUCUAAGAACAUUAAAUAAGAAUAAGCGAAACUGUUUGAAAAUGACAGAAAGAUGUUAUGAUUCUAUACUUAAUUUUUUUAAUAAAAAUAAAAGAUUACGUUAUCAUAUAAAAGAUCAAUUAGACACCUCAAUCCUACAAGCCAUUGCCCUAUCUACAUACGGAAAAGGUGUAUUAGUUCUUAAUGAUGGAUUACUAGCACAAGCAGAACGUUUACUUAAAGAUGCAAUAACAUUAGCCAAAGAAGAAGAUUUCAAAGAAUUAGUCAAUGAAGCAAGCAAAGAAUUAGAACAGGUCCAAACACUAAGACUUGAGCAACAACAUAUUAGUGAGCCGCAAAAAACAAUUAGUUAG